Molecule: messenger RNA, 468 nt
Organism: Peronospora matthiolae
Lineage: Eukaryota; Oomycota; Peronosporomycetes; Peronosporales; Peronosporaceae
Source: the annotation of a GenBank genome assembly
AUGAGACUGGUACUGCAGCGUGUAACUAGCGCCUCGGUGUGUGUAACUGGUGAGACGGUGGGCCAAAUUGGGCACGGAUUGCUCUGCUUUGUCGGAAUUGGUCAUGACGACACGGACGAGGACGCUGAGUGGUGCUGUCGCCGUCUGCUGAACGCUCGACUGUGGCCUGAUGAGUCUGGAAAGCCGUGGAAAGCGUCGAUUAAGAGUCAGGGGUACGAGGUGCUGCUGGUGAGUCAAUUCACGCUGCACGGACAACUGGUGGGCAACAAACCCGACUUCCACCUCUCGAUGAAGCCUGAGCUGGCGAAGCAGUUUUACGACGCAUUCUGUGACCGCGUGCGUCGAGAGUACGUUGCUGACAAGGUGGCGGAUGGCAAGUUUGGAGCCUGGAUGGAAGUAUCAAUUGUGAACGAUGGACCUGUGACGAUGCAGAUCGAUUCGAAAGUCCGGAAGCCGUCGAAGAGUUGA